Messenger RNA from Drosophila hydei, 1078 nucleotides. RefSeq names its product probable palmitoyltransferase ZDHHC24. The record is from RefSeq and is a predicted model, not a curated record. Gene Ontology annotation, molecular function: palmitoyltransferase activity. NCBI's taxonomy places the organism in Eukaryota, Metazoa, Arthropoda, Insecta, Diptera, Drosophilidae. The transcript has 2 exons. The coding region runs from base 68 to 919 and encodes 283 amino acids.
AGAGGCCGGCGCAAGAAGCUUCGUUCUACCUGCUGUUGAUCAGUUGUUCCGUGUGAGUUUAGCCGCAAUGAGGGUGAGACGCAAUCCGCUGCCCCGGCGGCUGGUUGACAUACUGUGCUACCUGGUGAUCGGCGUAUUCCUGCCCAUUGUUUUCAUAUUUGAGAUAGUCGUUGUGCUGCCGGCCAUACACGCGCCCGGCGGACUGCUGCACACUUUCACGUUUCUCAUGGCGAUGUUUCUGCUCUUCAAUAUAAAGGGCAACAUGUUAGCUUGCAUGAUGAUCGACACGAGCGUUGAUCGUGAGCGGGUCAAAGCACCGCCAGAAGGCGACGCAGCUCGUUUGGAGUGGCGGCAUUGCGCCAAGUGCGAUCGCUUAGCACCGCCCAGAUCGUGGCACUGCAAGGUGUGUGACGUGUGCAUACUGAAACGCGAUCACCACUGUCUCUUUACGGGCUGCUGCAUCGGGCACGAGAAUCAUCGCUACUUUAUGCUGUUCACAAUGUAUUUGUUCGUGGGCUCGGUCUAUGCCCUGGCCUACAACUCGGUGUUCAUGUGGAUACUCAAUGCAGACGUCUACUGCAACUGGCUGACUGCUCUGAAGGUAGCCUGUCCACUGUUCAUGCUGGUCAUUGGCAGCUUCUGGACCAAUUUGCAGCUGCUCUUCUAUAGUCUGAACAUCUUGGCUCUGCUGUAUUCAGUUGUGAUCUUGGCGUAUCAUGUGCCCAUAGUGCUGCGCGGCGAGGUCUGCGCGGAGAGCGGAAAGCAGCACAAAUACAAUAAUGGACUCUACUUGAACCUGAGAAGUGUUUUUGGCCAACGCAUGCAUAUCGCCUGGCUAUCUCCAUUGAUAGCGAGCCAGCUACCCCAUGAUGGCUACACUUGGCAGGCGAACUCAGCGGAUGACAAGAAAACAAGUUAGAUAUAUUUUCUGAGAGUCGUGGAUCUGGCGAACUAAGUCCAGCAUUAACUUAGUUACUUCAUUGACAGAGUAUUAUAUGUCAUCAUAGACAACUGAAUGCUGUCAAGCUCUAAGAUAUAAAAACUAGUAAUUACCUGGCUUAAAUUUAAGUAUAUUAUA